Messenger RNA from Drosophila kikkawai, 1682 nucleotides. Its product is annotated as phospholipase B1, membrane-associated. The record is from RefSeq and is a predicted model, not a curated record. Lineage: Eukaryota; Metazoa; Arthropoda; Insecta; Diptera; Drosophilidae. Gene Ontology annotation, biological process: phospholipid metabolic process. Gene Ontology annotation, molecular function: glycerophospholipase activity.
GCCGUUGACGGAGCCGGACGCAGCUCAUCGCGCCUCUGGUCUGGAAUAAUUGAUCUGUUAUCCAUUUGGUAUCGUGUAAUUGUGCAGUUUUGUGUCUGAAAAGUAAACUAAAAAACAAUUGCAAGAUUUACACAUCAAGAAGCGGAGAAAAAUAAUCGGUGAAGUGAUAAGUUAUACUCUCCAGAUAAUAAUUAUAGCUCGUUUGGAUAUAAUUCGUUUCUAUAUAAAUAUAUACAAAAGAAGCUGUCUGCCGAGAUGUCGUCGACUAGCCUGAUUUGCUUUGGCCUCCUCUUCCUGUACUCUGUCACCCAUGUGACGUCACAGCGGACGUCACUGGACGUGGCCUUAAAAAACUCCUACCGUCCGCUGCGUCUUCUGGGCCUGGCCUUCACCGGGAGAUCUGGCGAUGAUCCACAAAACGUGCAGCGCGUACGAAUGGCAGGGAAAACCCAAAAAUCGAAUCCCCGCACCCGAGCUCUUUUGGAAUUCUGCGAUGCCGAGCACGGACCCGGCAGACGAAGCCAGGAGAGACCAACCAGCGUGCACCGCCUCCGGCCCGGAGACAUUGAUGUGAUUGGGGCCAUGGGCGACUCGCUGACCGCCGGAAAUGGUAUCUUUGCUACAAACCUGCUGCACGUGACCGUUGAGAACAGGGGUGUGGUGUGGUCCAUUGGGGGGCAGUAUGACUGGCGCAAGUACCUGACGCUGCCCAACAUCCUUAAGGAGUUCAAUCCGAAUCUAUAUGGGUAUGCCAUAAAGGAUGGGCUCUCCACGGAUCGUACUUCCCGCUUUGAUGUCGCCGAACUGGCUGCCAUGUCCCGGGAUAUGCCUUACAUGGCCAAGGUUCUAGUACGUCGCAUGCAGCGCGAUCCUAACGUGAAUAUGACCGCCGACUGGAAGCUGGUCACGAUCUUCAUUGGCAACAAUGACUUUUGUGCGGACAUCUGCUAUUAUCCGGAGCCGGAGCGAACGGUCGAGUGGCACGAGCGAAACAUGUUGAAGACCUAUCGUUAUCUAAGAGACAAUGUGCCUCGUUUGGUGCUGAACGUGGUGCCUGCCCCCAAUCUGAGGUUCCUCACAAAUCUGUCGGGUUUGCCGCCCAUUUGCACCAGCACCCUACGCUUCGAGUGUCCCUGCCUGGUGGGCAAAAGCAAGUCCAAGCUGGACUACAUGGAGAGCAUCAUGAAGCGUUGGAUAGCCAAAGACAUGGAGAUAGCCAACAGAGAUGAGUUCAACACGGAGACCUUUACAAUCAACGUGCAGACAUUCUCGCAGUUUCAUGACUUCCCCCGCACGCGUUCCGGUCAGACGGACACCAGGUUCUUCUCGGAGGACUGCUUCCAUCUCAGUCAGCGUGGUCAUGCCGCCGCGGCUAAUGCCAUUUGGAACAACAUGCUGGAGAUGCCGGGCGAGAAGAGCGGUUUUGCCACCCAACUGUUCGAGACCUUUCGCUGCCCCACCGCACAGCGUCCAUAUCUCAUCACCAGGGAGAACAGUCGUCCGGACUUUGUGAUAUAAUAUAAAGUGGGGCCUGUUCUCCCCUGUGAAUUACUCCCUGUGAUAUUGCGCCUAAGUCUUCUUUCCACGAUUUGCGUAUAUUUUUGUAGCUUAAAUUAGCGAGAUGUUAAGUGUAAAUAUUUGAUGAUAAUGAGAAAGUCAAAUAAAUGAUAAUCAUGAUUUUA